AUGCUAUCCAGACAAUCGGGACGUCUUAUCAGGGCGGUUGCGGCCUCGGGCGCCAGAGGCUGCGUCUCGCCAGCCAGAUUCUACUCUGCACACCACGGCGAGGAGCACGGACACGAAGAACACGGGCACGACGAACAUGGUCACGACGACCACUCCAUGCCGCUCUCGGAAAGCGAGUCGAUCUUCAACUCCCACACGGCCACCGCAGCAGGUAUCGUGGCGCUGAUUGCGGGCUACGCCGCAAUCAACUCCUCGUACAAGGAGUCGCACGACGGCGCCACCUUGCUCUCCCUGCUCAAGGCACCUGCGGUCUUAGAGGAGCUACAGGCAAACUACUCGUCGUACAGAGAGAGGGUCCAGCACCAGAAGGAGAUCCAGGAGAUGAUGAUGUUCCCCGGCGAAAGAAGAACGUACGACAACCUGGUGACCUCCAUCGACGCCGUCCCGGGCAGAUACUUCCCAUCGGGGUCCAACACGCAGUUCAACACCGUUGCAGACCACGACGCCCUGGCCCCAAGAAAGACGAAAGAGUCGCCGUUCUACUGA
Molecule: messenger RNA, 546 nt
Organism: Pichia membranifaciens NRRL Y-2026
Lineage: Eukaryota; Fungi; Ascomycota; Pichiomycetes; Pichiales; Pichiaceae
Exons: 1
Coding region: 1-546 (181 amino acids)
Source: RefSeq, a predicted model, not a curated record